AUGGGUAAACUGCACUCCAAACAUGCCGCUAUUUGUAAACCGAGGGAGAGUCCAGAAGGCGGCAGCUUCGUGGUGAACGCGUGUUUGGCGCGGAAGGGACUGGACGACUGGCUGGUGAAGCAGAAGUACUACUACAGAAGUACGACUCCUACGCGGCAGGACUGUCCCCACCGGGGGGGCUGCGGCUUGACGACUCGGGGCUCCAUGGUUGAAGCAUGCGCUGAGGGGAUCGGUGAUGAACAUUACCGCUUAGAAGUGGCUUUACCCCCGGAGAAGACAGGCAGCUGCUGUGUGGAGGAGAAGAUGCAGGAGAGGGGCAGCCAAUCUCCCGCAGGGCCACAGAAACAGCUCCAGUUUGAAGAGUUGGAGUGUGCCGUGUCUGUGGAGGAGGAUAACAGGCAGGAGUGGACUUUCACCCUCUACGACUUUGACAACAAUGGCAAAGUCACCAGAGAGGAUAUCACCAGCCUGCUGCACACCAUCUACGAGGUUGUGGACGCCUCCGUCAACCAUUCUCCCAGCAGCAGCAAGACACUGAGGGUCAAGCUCUCUGUGGCCCCCGAUUCCAGCCAGCGGUGGAGGAGCUAUGCGCAGGGUGCAGCAGAGUUGUCCCACCCCAGAGAGAAAAAUGACAAGUGUAUAGAAGACCCCAAGAGUGCAGACAAGAAGAGUCGAGCACUCCUAAGGCGCCACCACAGUGACCACCACACCCAGCCGGGCUGCCAGCGCCACUGUGUGGAUGAGAACCUGGAACGCAGGAACCACUACUUGGACCUGGCAGGCAUCGAAAACUACACGUCCCGCUUUGGAGCCGCUCCAGUCCCAGAGCCGACAAAGGCAGAGCCCCAGACCCGCUCGUCCAACCAGACUCGCUCUCGCUCCCACGAACCGGAAAACGGCCACUCCCAUUCCCACCACCGCCGCUUGCCGACCGUUGUGGACACUGUCGUCCCAGGCAACCUCCACCCUCCCCGGCCGCGAGGCCAAGAUUCAGGGAAACAUGCCAUCCGUUCUCCCAAGUCCCACAGCCGCACACCUCCUGCACAGACCAGUGGCAGGGUGAUGAGAAGCCGAGGUGUUCCUCCUCCCCCUGCCCUGCCCAGCCAGACCCCUCCUCACCAGUCUGCAGCGCCCUACCGCAAGCACAAGCAGCGGUCCAAGGAGAGCCAGGGCUACCGUGCCUUAGGCCCUCUGGCGGCUUCGGGACCAGUGGUGGAGAAGGAGCAGGUGAGAAACCUGCCCAGCGUGCUGCUAUAUGAGGGGGGGCUUGCGCAAGUGGUGCAGCGGCAUGAGCACCAUCACCACCACGAACACCAUCACCACUACCACCACUUUUAUCAGUCCUGA
This is a messenger RNA of Limanda limanda (common dab), 1347 nucleotides long. RefSeq names its product NKD inhibitor of WNT signaling pathway 1 (gene nkd1). The transcript is spliced from 10 exons. NCBI's taxonomy places the organism in Eukaryota, Metazoa, Chordata, Actinopteri, Pleuronectiformes, Pleuronectidae. The coding region runs from base 1 to 1347 and encodes 448 amino acids. Gene Ontology annotation, cellular component: cytoplasm. The record is from RefSeq and is a predicted model, not a curated record. Gene Ontology annotation, molecular function: calcium ion binding. Gene Ontology annotation, biological process: negative regulation of Wnt signaling pathway.